AUGGCUGAGGAAAAACGUACUGCCACCUUCAAAAUCUUCUUCGAAGUGCCCCGCUUUACCAUCAACUACAAGAACAAGAAGGAUCUCUUCAAAGCUUUUCAGAAGAAGCUAGAGGAGCUUAAUCUGAACUCUGAUGGCAUUAUGUGGGCAGAUUGGGACGGUGACCGUUUUGUAAUCAAAUCUCCCGACGACCUUCUUGGGGCAGUCGAUCUUUACAGCGGCAGCCCCGUGAAAAUAUUCUAUCCUACUCCACGUCAUCAGGAAACAACAAUCUCCAGCAGUGAUGAAGAAGAGAAGAAAGAAGAAGAAAAGAACGAGGAGGAGAAGUGUGAAGAAGUGGAAGUGAAGGGAUGCAGAUCGCGCUCUCCAUCUUGCGAUCGUCGUCGUCAUCGUUCGAGGUCUUUCUCUUGCGAUGAGCGUGGUCCCUAUGGUUACUCAAAAAUACCUAUCAAUCCACAUGCAGAUUCAGGCUUUUCUUACGGUUACUCAGUUCCGCCACCUUACUAUUUAUUCAAUCCAGCGCUGGGGAUGGAUCCACGCUGUCCUUAUAUGCAGCCCUAUAUUCACAAAGAUAACUUUUUGCCACCUUUCGCUGAACAGUCCUGCAAAUUUAUGCCGUCCUUCCUUUCCGAGAUACCUUGUAAAACCAAGAACUCCAAGCGACAGCGGCGUCGCCAAUGCAGUUGUGAGCGUUUGUGUAAGGAUUUGAGCAAAAUGUAA
Messenger RNA from Cylicostephanus goldi, 720 nucleotides. The record is from the annotation of a GenBank genome assembly. NCBI's taxonomy places the organism in Eukaryota, Metazoa, Nematoda, Chromadorea, Rhabditida, Strongylidae.